AAUCAUAAGCGAGGAUCAGGCUCCGACAACAAACAAAAGAUCUGGGCUGCGCGAGCUCAUAAUUUGAGACUUUUCUGCUCGCUUCGCUCGACGGAGGCUUCCAAGACUUUGAGCGUCUUUUUGCUUUUAGCCGCUUGUUACCCUUCCCCCAGCGUGACAGACCAGGCCGGGCCGAGCAAGGUCGUGUUCCGUCCGCAGCGACCGUCUUGUCCCUCUUCGGAUCGGCCCAUGUCCACCUGAGCACUUUGCAACGGUCGCGUUGCCUUUUCGGUGGUGGCGGCCGAGCUAAAUGCGUUAGCCGCAGCCGCGGCCACUUUAGCCCGUUAGCCAGCUUUAGCUUCGCCGCGUCGUCUCCCGUCUCGACUUGACACUGACGGACGCCAGCGGCUUCGGCUUGUCAUUGACAAGCCACUCGAGCGCCAGCAGCAUGUCGGGCCAGUCGUCCGGCUGCGGCUUCCUCAUGUCGGUGGUCGUCCACGGAGACUCGACGCUCAACGAGCAGGAGAAGGAGCUCAGCCAGCGCCUGCGCCGCCUCUACCCCGCCGUCAACGAGAGCGAGACGCCGCUGCCUCGCUCCUGGAGCCCCAAGGACAAGUUCAGCUACAUCGGGCUGUCGCAGAACAACCUCCGCGUGCACUAUAAAGGUCACGGCAAGACCCCGAAGGACGCGGCAUCGGUGCGCGCCACGCACCCCAUCCCGGCGGCAUGUGGCGUUUACUACUUUGAGGUCAAGAUCAUCAGCAAAGGCCGAGACGGGUACAUGGGCAUCGGCCUCUCUGCUCAGGGUGUCAACAUGAACCGGCUGCCUGGUUGGGAUAAUCACUCUUACGGUUACCACGGCGACGAUGGCCACUCCUUCUGCUCGUCCGGCACCGGGCAGCCGUACGGGCCCACCUUUACGACGGGCGAUGUGAUUGGCUGCUGCGUCAACCUCAUCAACAACACCUGCUUCUACACAAAGAACGGCCAUAGCCUCGGGAUCGCCUUUACAGACCUUCCACCCAACUUGUACCCGACAGUGGGUCUGCAGACUCCGGGGGAGGUGGUGGACGCCAACUUUGGCCAACACCCGUUUGUGUUCGACAUCGAAGACUACAUGCGUGAGUGGAGGACCAAGAUCCAGGCGCAGAUCGACCGCUUCCCCAUCGGCGAGCGCGAGGGCGAGUGGCAGUCCAUGAUCCAAAAGAUGGUGGCGUCCUACCUGGUGCAUCACAGCUACUGCGCCACCGCCGAAGCCUUCGCAAAGACAACCGACCAGGCCGUGCAUGAGGAGCUGGCCUCCAUCAAGAACCGGCAGAAGAUCCAGAAGCUGGUGCUGUCAGGCAGGAUGGGUGAGGCCAUUGAGACCACCCAGCAGCUCUACCCAAACCUCCUCGAGAGGAACCCGGACCUCCUCUUUAUGCUCAAGGUGAGACAAUUCAUUGAGAUGGUGAAUGGGACGGACAGCGAGGUACGGUGUCUGGGGGGUCGCAGCCCCAAAUCUCAGGACAGUUACCCCGGCUCCCCCCGGCCCUUUGGCAGCCCCGCCCACAAAGCUGGCAGCUCGCAGUCCUACCUGACGGGUGUGGACAGCAAUUGCUGUAACGGCGUGAUAUCCAUUAAGAGCCACGGCUCCGCCCCUCACAGUCAUAAGCCCUGCCCUGCGGGCUCAGGGUCCGCCCCUCCAGCAAUAGACAUCAGCUUAAACGGGAACCGCAGCCAGAUGAACACAACCAGCGACGUGGACAUGGAGGUGGAGCAUUUCACCAACGGUGUGACUGAGUCAUCCUCGAACGGCUUCCUGAAUGGUUCCUCCAAACACGUCAACGAGCCAGACGACUGCGACGCCGACAUGGAGGUGGAAUCCGUUCAGGCCAAGCGCCAGUUGUGUGGCGGCAGCCAGGCGGCCAUCGAGAGGAUGAUCCACUUUGGACGAGAGCUGCAGAGCAUGAGCGAGCAUCUGCGAAGAGAAUGUGGAAAGAACUCUGCCAACAAGAAGAUGCUCAAGGAUGCCUUCAGCCUCUUGGCCUACUCGGACCCCUGGAGCAGCCCGGUGGGCUACCAGCUGGACUCCAUCCAGAGAGAGCCCGUGUGCUCCACCCUCAACAGUGCAAUACUAGAGACGCACAACCUGCCCAAGCAGCCCCCCCUGGCCCAGGCGGUCGGCCAGGCCGCUCAGUGCCUCGCCAUCAUGGCGCGAACGGGCAGCGGCUCGUGCGCUUUCGCAUCAGUGGACGAUUACCUGCACUAGCUGCGCGGCGCACACACACACACACACACAGACACACAGUAGUGUGCAAAAGUAUUAGUCCACCAUCAGAUUAGUGUUUUUAGCCAUGAUGACACAAAUGGAUGGACACAUUUCCAAACACGCUUUUAUACCUUUCUGUGACUCUUCCAGUCCUUCUGUUACAAACUGCUGAUGGUACUAAAGUGUUACAGAUUAUCAUCAGGAGGUUGCAACAGAGACCUGAAGAGUCAGAGAAAGGCAAAGAAGUGAAAAAAAUAUAUAUAUUCCUCUAUAUAAAUCUGACACCAAUUUCUUCCGUCUCAUGUACCAAAAUGCGUAGUGUUCCCUGGCAUAUUUGUGAUUUAUUGCUUACGAAUAAAUUUUAUUUUUAUUUUUUUUAAAUUUAUUUUUCUGUUUCCUACAGAUGCCACAGAUUGUGGCUCAGCAUUAUUGCUUUGAAUGAAACUCCUCAACUCAACAGUUCCUUGACACGAAGAUGAUGUCAAAGCAUUAUUUUUGUCUAAAUAUCUCCUCAAAUCACUCCAAACAUCGUUCCUUCAUACCAAAAUGGCGCCUUUUGUCUAAAUGAAACUCCUCAACGCACUUCAACAUAGUUAUAUAUAUAUAACAUAGUUGAACUUCAACAUAACUCCAACUCACGUUGACAUACCGGUAGUUCCUUGACACCACAGUGGUGCCAAAGAACUGUUUCUCUAAAUUUAAACUUCUCAACUCACUUGAACAUAGUUCCUUGACACUGCAAUGACACCAAAGAACUGUCUAAAUUAAAAUCCUCAAUUCACGUUGACAUUUUUAUUAUUAUAGAACCGAAUGUGCAAUUUUCUGCGAAUAACGGGUGUGUUCCCAAAGCAAUUCUGCGAUUGUCAACUCCCAAACGAUUUAAUAGGACGAGUAUGCGGGGUUGAAGACAAGUGAAGUGCUUUGUGUCGUGCUUUUCCGCCCUCUUGUGGCAUCUGUAGGCAAUUGCAAAGCUUUCACCAGGGGGCUUCAAUUACUUCCCAAAUCUCUCUAUUUACAGCAGUAAAGUUUAUAAUAAAAACAAAGCCUGUGGUGGCCCAAAACCUUUGCAUACUACUGUAUGAACACACACACCGCCUCCCUUUACGUGGUAAGUAGAAACCAGACCCUCCACCCCAAACCCCCCCUUCAGCGGUUGUCCACAUGACUGACAGACAGCGUGAUGACGGUGGAGUGUAGCCAUCUUGAAUCGGACCCCCACCGCCAAUGUGAGCCCACCUCCCUGUUUCCAUUUUGUUUUUUUGUAUACAUUCAUUUAGUGCUGGCAUCAAGGUGGGGUUGGGGGGCGGGCUGUGUGGGUGAGGGCAGGAGUCCUGGCGCUUGGUGCAGGUUUACAGAUGACACUCGUAUUAAUUAUGAUUAUUAUUGUUACUUGCAUUGAGUUUACGGCCACUUGUGAUGCUAAUAAAGAACGCCAGCCGGUGUACACGUGAGAAGUUCUUAUCAACAUGAGCGCAUUUCUGAUGUUUGAAUCUCUGGUUUUUCCUCCCAACAUUCCAAAGUCUAUUCAAAAUUGCCUAAAAAGAGACUGGGAUUGGGGCUUUUUCUUUAUAUCCACCCUGACAUUGACUGGUGGCCAGUCCAGGGUGAACCCGCCUCCCACCCUAGAUCAGCGGAGAUAGGCUUCAGCUCACGCGUGAGCCUAAUGAGAACCAAUGGAUAAAGACCUGCAGUUGCGCUUAUCCAAGUCCUUAGACCACAAGUGUUUGUUGCUUGUUGGAGCAUGCCAUCAUCGUACGGUGUCGGUAAGAUCAACUUCGAUGUCUUUGCUUUCUCCUCCUCCAGUAGCCAGUGGAUGCCCGCUUGCACUGCGCAUGUGACAGGAAGUCCACGCCGGCACGAAAAUUAUGUGCAACUUGUGUGAGUGUGAACAGAUUUUUAUUAAAAAGGAGA
Phycodurus eques (leafy seadragon) is the source of this 4141-nucleotide messenger RNA. It is a transcript of the gene ranbp9, whose product is annotated as RAN binding protein 9. The coding region runs from base 428 to 2230 and encodes 600 amino acids. Gene Ontology annotation, biological process: cytoskeleton organization; cell surface receptor signaling pathway. Gene Ontology annotation, molecular function: protein binding. Gene Ontology annotation, cellular component: cytoplasm. The record is from RefSeq and is a predicted model, not a curated record. Lineage: Eukaryota; Metazoa; Chordata; Actinopteri; Syngnathiformes; Syngnathidae. The transcript is spliced from 14 exons.